This is a messenger RNA of Notodromas monacha, 2193 nucleotides long. The record is from the annotation of a GenBank genome assembly. Lineage: Eukaryota; Metazoa; Arthropoda; Ostracoda; Podocopida; Cyprididae.
AUGUCUAGUGGAAAGUUCGCGAUCCCUUCACUUUCGAAACAUGUUCCCACGCGGAGGAGCUCCUCUCGAGCUAUAAAGCGGAAAACAUUUGAUGAUCAAUGGGAAGCGCCAGUAAAUGCUACGAAACUUCUCAAAGGACCGGAUGGUGUUGGGAUUGGGUACUCUGGCUCGCCAAGCAGUACCCCGUCAACACCCGGGAUGAGUUCGGGAGCUUCAUUUGCCGAAAUGGCAGUGGCUGGAACAAGUUACGCGAUCGCACCAACCAUAGCAUCAGCUCGGAGGCAAAAGGACGCCUCUUCGACAUCAGUUACAUCUGGUUUUCAAUCUGGUCUCGCCGUGAACCCUGGAACUUCUCGUGCCAACACUAAAAAGCGGAUCAAAGGCAAGAAGAAACCCGCGAAUGCCAUAGAACUCGGUCGAUUCAAGCCGAUCGAUGAUCUCGCAUUGAUCAACGCUGUUCUUCAAACGAAUGAUCUGGAAGUGAUACACAAAUCAGUGAAAUUCACGUGUGAAUUCACGUUCCGGGAACUUACGCAACGAUGGCACCAGCUUCUUUAUGACAGCACUCUGUCAAAAAUGGCUGUUCAGGCCAUUCAAAAUCUACACCCCGAAACUGUUUGCCUGGUGCAGAGCAAAGCGUUGUUCAGUAGAGCAGAGGAGAAUUUACUCGCUGAAGUUACAUUCGAUGAGACAAAAUUCCCGAGUCUGUCGGAUUUUUCAGAACUCCUACGGCAGAAUCCGAGUGUGUUUCAUCCAGGUCGAACGCCGAAGACGUUGAUGAAGCACUGGAAUAUGAUGAAGAAUUAUGACUUGCUCAAAUGCCAGUCUCUGUCUACGUCUGGUGAUCGAACAUUUUUCGAUGUUCUGGCGACUAUCAGUGUCCCAGACCAUGAACCGCAUGAAGAUGUGCCAUUGCGUGAACUGCAAGCCCAGGGACGGUCCGUGAGGCUAGAAAUUAGGAAGCUAGAAAAAGAAGUGCAGGAAUGGGAAACACUAGCACGUUCGGUCACAGGUCAGGCAACUCUACCUGCGUUUGACGAUCAGACUGUUGCUCUGUUGCAAGGCCGCUUGACGUGUUACAAAAUGAAGAGCAAGGAGGUGAGCUUUGGACGAUCGGUCAAAGGAGGCUUCGUGGAUUUCGAUUUAUCGCUUGAAGGCCCCUCUGCAAAGAUAUCACGUCGUCAAGGCACGAUAAAGCUUCGCCCAAACGGCGACUUCUUUAUUCAAAACGACGGGAAACGCGCCAUUCUGGUAGAUGGCAAACCAGUGUUGCCUCAUCAUAAAUUCAAGCUUCACGAAAAUGCAGUUAUUCAAAUGUGCCGCACUCUCCAGCUGAUCUUCCACAUAAACGAACCUGUCGUUGAGGUUAUUCGCGAACGAGCGCGUGUACUGAAGGAGACGAGAGACUUGCAGAAGAAGCAAAAACUGGAGUUGGAAUUGUUGAAACAGGCUGGCGAGAACCAUGGAAGCGAUUUUUUGCCCGAAAUUAAGACCGAAAUGGUGGAAUCACCUGCGAAUCUACAGGAUGAUUCGGUUCCCUCUAUUGCCAUUGAAAAAGCCGAUGAUGACGAAUCAAUCCCCGAAGAACUCUACAUAAAAGACGAACCUCUAACGGAAGACGCGUCUGAGGAACUCGGCGAAAAAUCUGGGGAUUUAUACAUUCCCUCUGCGUCUGAUUCUUACGCCGCAGUGCCGCGUAUUGAACCUGAACCGAACCUGGAAUCCGGUGCCACGGAGGUUCCACCUCGUCGUUCAACUGCCUCACCAGAAAAUGAAGAUUCUUCGUCGAAUAAUGACGAAGUCGGUGAUGGCGCUGUGAAGCAGUUGGAUAGUGAGUCGAAUGCUAGCGAAGAGCCUAAACCUCCUGCACAUGUCGCCGAUGAGGUUUCCGUCUCUGCCCCAGAAUUAAUGGAUACUGAUGAAAGCUCGAUUAAAACGGAAUCAUCGAAUCCCAUCGAAGCACCGCUCGAGGAAAGCGGAGAAUCGAAAGAUGCUGUCGAAUUGGAUAGUGAGUCGAAUGCUAGCGAAGAGCCUAAACCUCCUGCACAUGUCGCCGAUGAGGUUUCCGUCUCUGCCCCAGAAUUAAUGGAUACUGAUGAAAGCUCGAUUAAAACGGAAUCAUCGAAUCCCAUCGAAGCACCGCUCGAGGAAAGCGGAGAAUCGAAAGAUGCUGUCGAAGUGUCAGCAGAAUGA